AUGUCUGCCCACCCUCCCAGCUAUAGCCCUGAUCGGCGGUUCUCUCUGGAAUCCCAGGGUAGCUACAAUCUCUACGAGGCCGAAAAGGAGCAGUCCCUGCUCGAACGGGUCUUGCAGCGGUUGUAUCUUUUGGUAAGGUCGGUUAGGUACGGCCGCGGCUAUAGGCCUUUAGCCCCAGCUUUCACUCAGUCUCGCGCCUACCGUCGCGUUCUAUUCCGGCUGGCAUACUAUGUCGUUGUCGCUCUAUCGGCCGUUCUGGUCCUUGGACUUCUCUUUUCCACAUUCUUUCCCUCAUAUACACGACCUCCGUCUCACUACAUAUCACUCCGCGACCAGGUAUCGAAGUCAAGCCAUCCUGGGCGGGGGAAUCCGCGCAAUGAGACGGUCUUCAUUGCAGCUAGCCUGCUCGACCCGGAUGGGAGCCUUGCACGGGGUCACUGGGCGUCCAGCGUCCUUGAACUCAUCGACCUCCUUGGAGGUGACAAUGUUUUCCUGAGCAUCUACGAAAAUGACAGCGGAGAGGAAGGGGAAUCGGCUCUGAAGGAGCUAGACGCGCGAGUCGAAUGCAAUAAGUCUAUAGUGUAUGAGCACUUGGAUCUCGAUGAGCUUUUAAAAGUUACUAUUCCGGGCGGAGAAAAGCGCGUCAAGCGGAUUACCUACUUGGCCGAGACUCGCAACCGCGCUCUUCGACCACUCGACCAGUCUACCACUCGGUUUGACAAACUUCUAUACUUGAAUGACAUAGCUUUUGAUCCAGUCGACGCGCUGCAGCUCUUGUUUUCUACCAACGUUGAUGACAAUGGGGUAGCGCAGUACCGUGCGGCUUGCGCUGUGGAUUUUAUUAAUCCUUUCAAAUUCUACGAUACAUAUGCCACGCGUGACUUGGAAGGCUAUAGCAUGGGCCUGCCUUUCUUUCCAUGGUUCUCAACCUCUGGCAACGGCCGAAGUCGGAGAGACGUCCUUGCUGGGAAAGACGCGGUACCUGUCCGCAGCUGUUGGGGAGGAAUGGCAGCGUUCGAUGCUCAGUUCUUUCAAAACAGCACCGGGCCGAUUUUCGAUAUAGCAGGGGAGGUUACCCCCGCUCGCUUCCGCGCCCUACGAGAUGAAGAUCUUUUCUGGGAUGGGUCCGAAUGCUGUCUGAUCCACGCUGAUAUUCAGAAACCACUGCAUACCAGUAGUGAAGAUGACGAACCUCAGGCCGAGACUGGUAUAUACAUGAAUCCUUUUGUACGCGUUUCAUACGAUGCGACCACUCUGUCGUGGCUAUGGACUACGCGUCACUUCGAGAAGCUCUACACUCCCAUUCACACCAUCGGCAACCACCUCGUCGGCUUGCCUUGGUUCAAUGCCCGACUGGACGAGAUUCCCGGGGAAAUUGUGCAGGACACUAUCGUUGUAUUUGACGAAAAUGGAGAAGGUUCUCUCCAGACUAUCGAACGAGUCGCUAGACACGAUGCUUUUUGUGGACGGCUUGGACUUCAGGUGGCCGUUCCACGGGGCGAGGGCAAAAAGGGAUGGCAGACGAUACCACUUCCGACCGAAGACAUGUACCCAAGCUAAAUAUCUAAAAUGCAUAGUACGCAGAGACCGGUAGACAGGCGCGAGCCUCCAGAUAUUCGCAUAUGGUUUGGUCAGCAAGAUC
Molecule: messenger RNA, 1642 nt
Organism: Aspergillus nidulans FGSC A4
Lineage: Eukaryota; Fungi; Ascomycota; Eurotiomycetes; Eurotiales; Aspergillaceae
Product: glycosyltransferase family 69 protein
Exons: 1
Coding region: 1-1560 (519 amino acids)
Source: RefSeq, a predicted model, not a curated record